Molecule: messenger RNA, 239 nt
Organism: Cetraspora pellucida
Lineage: Eukaryota; Fungi; Glomeromycota; Glomeromycetes; Diversisporales; Gigasporaceae
Source: the annotation of a GenBank genome assembly
ACCUUAUAUUUGGUAAAGCUCAAAGGUUGCAAGAAUCUAUGGAUGAUUUGGAUUGUUACCUUGACUUUAGGCAGACACCGCUAGCCUCUCCUGAUUAUGACCCUCUUUUAUGGUGGCGACAGCACCAAACUCAAUUUCCAAUACUUUCAAAACUAGCAAGAAAAUACCUUGGUGUUUCCGCUACUUCUGCUCUUAGCGAACAUAUUUUUUCAGAUGCUGGUAAUCAUAUUACCCCUUGA